AUGAUUGAAAAUAAAUAUAAGCGAAAUCAAGAACAUGCAUGUAUUUUCUACAUUCCAUUCUUAUUCUUCAAAACCGCGCCAUCACUUCCCCCAUCCUCCUCCUUCAGGCAUCAUCCCUCUCGUCCUCGCAUCUCCUUCAACACCUCGCCAUCACUUCCCUCAUACACCUUCUUCAGGCAUCAUCCCUCUAGUCCUCGCAUCUCCUUCAACACCUCGCCAUCACUUCCCUCAUUCACCUUCUUCAGGCAUCAUCCCUCUCGUGCUCGCAUCUCCUUCAACACCUCGCCAUCACUUCCCUCAUUCACCUUCUUCAGGCAUCAUCCCUCUCGUGCUCGCAUCUCCUUCAACACCUCGCCAUCACUUCCCUCAUUCACCUUCUUCAGGCAUCAUCCCUCUUGUCCUCGCAUCUCUUUCAACACCUCGCCAUCACUUCCCUCAUACACCUUCUUCAGGCAUCAUCCCUCUAGUCCUCGCAUCUCCUUCAACACCUCGCCAUCACUUCCCUCAUUCACCUUCUUCAGGCAUCAUCCCUCUUGUCCUCGCAUCUCUUUCAACACCUCGCCAUCACUUCCCUCAUACACCUUCAUCCCUCUAGUCCUCGCAUCUCCUUCAACACCUCGCUAUCACUUCCCUCAUACACCUUCUUCAGACAUCAUCCCUCUCGUCCUCGCAUCUCCUUCAACACCUUUCCAUCACUUCCCCCAUCCACCUUCUUCAGACAUCAUCCGUCUCAUCCUCGCAUCUCCUUCACAUCAUCCGUCUCAUCCUCGCAUCUCCUUCGACACCUCGCCAUCACUUCCCUCAUACACCUUCUUCAGACAUCAUCCCUCUCGUCCUCGCAUCUCCUUCAACACCUCGCCAUCACUUCCCUCAUACACCUUCUUCAGACAUCAUCCCUCUAGUCCUCGCAUCUCCUUCAACACCUCGCCAUCACUUCUCUCAUUCACCUUCUUCAGGCAUCAUCCCUCUCGUGCUUGCAUCUCCUUCAACACCUCGCCAUCACUUCCCUCAUUCACCUUCUUCAGGCAUCAUCCCUCUCGUGCUCGCAUCUCCUUCAACACCUCGCCAUCACUUCCCUCAUUCACCUUCUUCAGGCAUCAUCCCUCUUGUCCUCGCAUCUCUUUCAACACCUCGCCAUCACUUCCCUCAUACACCUUCUUCAGGCAUCAUCCCUCUAGUCCUCGCAUCUCCUUCAACACCUCGCCAUCACUUCCCUCAUUCACCUUCUUCAGGCAUCAUCCCUCUUGUCCUCGCAUCUCUUUCAACACCUCGCCAUCACUUCCCUCAUACACCUUCAUCCCUCUAGUCCUCGCAUCUCCUUCAACACCUCGCUAUCACUUCCCUCAUACACCUUCUUCAGACAUCAUCCCUCUCGUCCUCGCAUCUCCUUCAACACCUUUCCAUCACUUCCCCCAUCCACCUUCUUCAGACAUCAUCCGUCUCUUCCUCGCAUCUCCUUCGACACCUCGCCAUCACUUCCCUCAUACACCUUCUUCAGACAUCAUCCCUCUCGUCCUCGCAUCUCCUUCAACACCUUUCCAUCACUUCCCCCAUCCACCUUCUUCAGACAUCAUCCCUCUCGUGCUCGCAUCUCCUUCAACACCUCACCAUCACUUCCCUCAUACACCUUCUUCAGGCAUCAUCCGUCUCAUCCUCGCAUCUCCUUCAACACCUCGGCCAUCACUUCCCUCAUACACCUUCUUCAGGCAUCAUCCCUCUCGUCCUCGCAUCUCCUUCAACACCUCGGCCAUCACUUCCCUCAUACACCUUCUUCAGGCAUCAUCCCUCUCGUCCUCGCAUCUCCUUCAACACCUCGGCCAUCACUUCCCUCAUACACCUUCUUCAGGCAUCAUCCCUCUCGUCCUCGCAUCUCCUUCAACACCUCGGCCAUCACUUCCCUCAUACACCUUCUUCAGGCAUCAUCCCUCUCGUCCUCGCAUCUCCUUCAACACCUCGGCCAUCACUUCCCUCAUACACCUUCUUCAGGCAUCAUCCCUCUCGUCCUCGCAUCUCCUUCAACACCUCGGCCAUCACUUCCCUCAUACACCUUCUUCAGGCAUCAUCCCUCUCGUCCUCGCAUCUCCUUCAACACCUCGGCCAUCACUUCCCUCAUACACCUUCUUCAGGCAUCAUCCCUCUCGUCCUCGCAUCUCCUUCAACACCUCGGCCAUCACUUCCCUCAUACACCUUCUUCAGGCAUCAUCCCUCUCGUCCUCGCAUCUCCUUCAACACCUCGCCACCACUUCCCUCAUACACCUUCUUCAGGCAUCAUCCCUCUCGUCCUUGCAUCUCUUUCAACACCUCGCCAUCACUUCCCCCAUCCACCUUCUUCAGGCAUCAUCCGUCUCAUCCUCGCAUCUCCUUCAACACCUUGCCAUCACUUCCCCAUCCGCCUCCUUCAGGCAUCAUCCCUCUCGUCCUAGCAUCUCCUUCAACACCUUGCUAUCACUUUCCCCAUCCGCCUCCUUCAGAUAUAAUCUCUCUCGUCCUUCCAUCUCCCUCAACACGUCCAAUUCAAACUUCUUCUGUACCUAG
Messenger RNA from Macrosteles quadrilineatus (aster leafhopper), 2535 nucleotides. Its product is annotated as mucin-2-like. Lineage: Eukaryota; Metazoa; Arthropoda; Insecta; Hemiptera; Cicadellidae. The coding region runs from base 1 to 2535 and encodes 844 amino acids. The transcript has 2 exons. The record is from RefSeq and is a predicted model, not a curated record.